CCGUCAUUUAGAAAGAAAAUAAAAUUAUUUUUAUGACGGAUCUUCUCUCACCAUUCCCAAAUGUGAAAGCCCUAGAAAACUCCACCUCGAUUUCUGAAAAUUCCAUCCUCCCUAAUAUAUAAAUAAACCCUAAUCCGUACAAACCAACGAAGCUACCGUUGAGCUUCUGAGCAUUUUCGCUGCGAUCAUAAUUCUUUGAUUCAUUCUCUCUCUCAGGGUAUUUGUUGCUCAUGCUGAGAGGGUUUGAAUUUGUGGGUUUAAUCUUAUUGGUAAGAGAUUGGGUUAAGAAAUCAAAUUAGCAGUAUUUUGAAGCGAAGAAGAAAGAUGAGAUCUUUAUGCUUUCUGGGAUUUUAAUACAGUGUAGGAACACUGAAUUGUUCUAUUAAGCAUAAAGAUAUUAAUUUGAUGCCGUACGGAAGUUCGACGGGAAAUCUAGUGGUAGGAGUCGAAUAAAAGAUUUUGUCGAUUUUGUUUUGUCUUCAUGUUUGGGGCUGAGGAGAAAUUUUAGGGAAAUAAUAUUUGAUUUCGAAUAAAUUUUUAUGAUGAUGGAUGAAGCUCAGUGCAGCUCUAACUCGUUGCCUCCUUUUCUCGCCAAGACAUAUGAGAUGGUGGAAGAUCCAUCCUCCGACAGUGUUGUUUCCUGGAGUUGGAAUAAUAAAAGUUUCAUUGUGUGGAAUCCUCCAGAAUUUUCAAGGGACCUGCUUCCCAGAUUCUUUAAGCACAACAAUUUUUCCAGCUUUAUUAGGCAGCUCAAUACAUAUGGUUUCAGAAAAGUUGAUCCCGAGCAGUGGGAAUUUUCGAAUGAGGAUUUUGUUCGAGGGCAGCCCCACCUUUUGAAGAAUAUCCAUAGGCGAAAGCCCGUUCACAGUCACUCGGCACCAAAUUUGGCCUCGUUGCCUCCUCUUACAGAGAUGGAAAGGAAAUCAUAUAAGGAGGAUAUCGAAAAGCUGAGAAACGAUAAAGAAUCACUUCAUGUGGAACUGCAGAGACACAAAGAUGAGCAGCAAUGUCUUAAAUCGCAAAUGAGGAUUUUGAGUGAACGUGUGCAAAAUGUGGAAAACCGACAUUCAAAUAUGUUAUCUUCUUUAGCCCAGACAUUACACAAACCGGCUUCUUCGUUGGAUCUUAUGCCACAAGGGGAAGUUCAUGAUAGAAAGAGAAGAUUUCCUGGAAAUAGUUACUUAUGCGAGGAAACCAAUAUGGAAGAUAAUAAUAAUAAUAAUAAUAAUAAUAAUAAUAAUAAUCAGAGGGCUGCUUCUCAAAGAUCAACGAUUGAAAAGUUAGAUGCUAAUUCGCUCUUGAAUUUCAACAAGGAGUUGUUGGAGCAGUUAGAGUCAUCUUUGAUGUUCUGGGAGAAAAUUGUAUUUGAUGUUGGUGAUGGUUUGGUGCAACGUAAUUCAUCCUCGGAGUUGGUUGAAUCCACGAGCUGUGGGCCCAGUCCCAGCAUAUCUUACACCCAACUAGAUCUUGAUGUUGGAAUCGACAUGAAUUCCGAACCUAAAACUGCUUUUGGGCUUGAGUUGCAACCUCGUACUGAAGAACAAGCAGUAGAGGUAGCAACCAAUGUGAGAACAGGGGUCAAUGACGUGUUUUGGGAGCAAUUUCUUACGGAAAAUCCUGGCUCGAAUGAUUCUUCUGAAUUUCAGACAGGGCAGGCAGAAACAGAGAGCAAGAAAAAUGAAAACAAACCAAGUGAUCGUGGUAUGUAUUGGUGGAAUAUGAAGAGUGUAAAUAACCUUGCAGAACAGUUGGGGCAUCUUGCUCCAGCAGAGAGGACUUGAUCGAUGCUAUUAGGUUUUAUACUUUUUCCUUAUUUAGAACGAAUGCACUUUUUGGUGUCUUGUUCGGUUGUAAAUUUAGAGAUGAGUUGUUUGAUGUGGCUCUGUAGAUAGAUAUUUUGUGUAUAAACUCCGCCUUCCUUGCACAUAUUAUCAUGUUGACGACCGUGAACUUUUCACUUUGUACACGUAUUUGUUGUUAAAUAGAGGGACGUUUUCCGAAA
Messenger RNA from Erythranthe guttata (spotted monkey flower), 2002 nucleotides. Its product is annotated as heat shock transcription factor A4A. Gene Ontology annotation, biological process: cellular response to heat; regulation of transcription by RNA polymerase II. The record is from RefSeq and is a predicted model, not a curated record. Gene Ontology annotation, molecular function: RNA polymerase II cis-regulatory region sequence-specific DNA binding; DNA-binding transcription factor activity. Gene Ontology annotation, cellular component: nucleus. NCBI's taxonomy places the organism in Eukaryota, Viridiplantae, Streptophyta, Magnoliopsida, Lamiales, Phrymaceae.